Molecule: messenger RNA, 7071 nt
Organism: Chara braunii
Lineage: Eukaryota; Viridiplantae; Streptophyta; Charophyceae; Charales; Characeae
Source: the annotation of a GenBank genome assembly
CGAAUACAACAACGUACGGUCAUUAUAGCUGUAUUUAGACUGAAAGAUACCCCAAAUUCAGUCCACGUGGUUUUCUUUUCUUCUCCUUCUUCUUCUUCUUCUUCUUUUUUUUUUUUUUUUUUAAUACGUGGUUUUCUUCGCCAGGUUUAAAAAGUGCCAAAAAAACAGAAAAAGAGCAGCAAACAUGGGUGAUCAGGGUCCAAUGGCUUCCGCGUCGACUCUGGAUUUUAUUGUGGGAGUUGAGGAAUAUCUAGACGAGGCAGGAUUCGACCCAAUUACGAGCAGAAAAUACGUAAAUGAACUCGUCAUGGAUCCAGCCAACGUCGGUUUGACAAAAGAGUACCUCGCCGGCCGAGUUGUGGAUAAGCUUAUACAGUCUGGAUGUCAGGACGGAGGCCUUUUUUGGGAAACAGGCUCUCGACAGACGGAACAGGUUAGGGCCUCUGCCGAUGUACAGCAGCCGCACGAUGUGCACAAUGUGACACGAUCUCCACUGAGGAGCGGAGGGGUGUCAGUCUCCACAGGUGAAGCAGCACUGUCCGAGGUGCAGAGGGGGGAGGUGGUAUUGCCGGCACCUGAGGGAGGAGCGGCCGCUGAGCCUGGAUCAGAGUCAAAAAAGCGAGGUGGCGGGCAAGGGUAUACGACAGAAAAUGAGGGGGGUAGACCCAUCAUUGCCGAUGUAUCCGACCCAGUGCCGAUGGGUGCCUGCCUGGCAAGGGAGCAAGCGUGCAAGAUGGGUAGUUCCAAUUCAGAUCGUUCGGAAGGAGAGAACAGAUCAGGCACGGCAAGGGAGGAGAAUGCAGCCAUGGCCGCCAUACCAUCCGGUGACGGGAAGCAUCCUGAAACUGAAACUGAGGUGCAAACUCGUGUUCCCUCUGCACACAACCCUGUGUUAGAGAAGGGUGGCAACAAUAGGGUGGAAAGUGUAUACCAGAGAAGGAGAAAAUACGAUAAUACUAAGCGAUGUGGUGGAGAUGAUGUUGCAGCGAACAGCGGUCGAUGCGGUGCAAGUGGUGGGGGUGUUGGAAGUAAUGAGAGGGGAAGUGGGGGGGUAGAAGAGAGAAUGCAGCAGGAGUGUCGCGGAUGCAACACAGGUAAUGAAACUCAGGCUGUGAAUAGUGAAAGAACGGACAUCAACACUGGUCGCCCGUGCAGUGUGAACGCGAGCGAUGUAAUCCGGUUUUCAAGCGAAAUAUGCAAAGGAGUACCAAAGGCCGGACUGCAAAUUCCGUUCGGCAAUGAGCACAUCGAGUGCGACGGAGUGAGAGUGACUGAGGUCCGCGUUCGGGUGGCAAGCAGCGAUGCAAAGGCGAGUCAGGUGAUGGAGGCGAAAAGUGGUGCGCGCGCAGAGAAUCUGGGGUUGCCAGCCCAUUGUGGUGGGAAGGCGAUGGAUGCGGGAAAUAAGGAGGAGGAUACAGCGGUCAGGACUCAAAGAAGUUGCUCUCGUGCUCUCGAAGAUGAAGAAUUUCAAGUUUUUCAGGGAAGAGUGGAACAGAAAGGCGACUCGCAUGCGGGUGCUGAGAACGGAGCUGCACCAUCAGGCAGGGCUCAAACAAAUGAUGCGCAUAGAGACAGUCAAGAAGGUUGGACUAAAUACGGCAUGGAAAAGAGGAGGAGGGAGGAGAACAGGCCUGGCCGCUCGCAGCAGGACCGCGCGCAAGUGGACUAUCAAGCAAACAUCCAUGUCAAGCAAGACACUGCAGUGCAUUCUGCAAUCAUGGCCGUGGACCAAUCCCAGCAUGUAUUGGGAAGGAGACCCGGUCAUCCGGAAAAGCUUCGGGAAGCUAUACAACUUGAUAGCCAACAACAAGAGGGCAAGGGGGGACUUGAACCAUCAGUGCUGAGCAGCAGGGGCAAGGGUAGCCAAAGGGCUCACAGUCAACUCGCUAAGCCGGCGCUCAUUUCUCAAUUUGAGAAAACGAAGUCCACAGGGGGAGGAAUGCCUAGGAAAGCAGCAGCUGCGGAUUGCACCUGGACCUUGAACCCCCAGAACGCCAGUACGGCGCCUGAAAACACAAGAAAGGCAUUGCAGAGCUUGAGAGGUUCACAGUAUGGACUGGACCAAGGGGACGAUGACAGUCAAAUGACAGUCCCGUUUACGGAACACUUCCUAACGGAGUCGACUGCAUCUGGAGGGCAUAGAACCGUGAGGAAGGAAGCGAUUCCCGUAUCCGUGAAGGUGGAAGAGGAGGAGGAGGACAUGCGGAGGCGCUUGGGAGCUUCCGCUCGGAAGUCAGCAGUUUCAACUCCAUUUGCAGCUGAUCAACCAUCCUGCAUUGAGACUUUGCAGCGUGAUCUGCAACGUACCAGUAGUCAUUCUGAUGGACGUGGUGGAAAGCCUGUCGACGGAAGUAGUGGAAAGAUGAGUAAUCUCGGGGCUGAUGAGGAGGAGAAGACCAGAAUCUUACUGAAAACACCCAAGUCAGAGAACGAGGAACAGGGAUGUGCUUUCAGGAUGACAACCCCCCUUCCGAAGGGGGCGGCAGAUGGUAGCGGUGGACAUCUGUCCAAGGAUGAAUUCCCCCUCGUUGACGGCGCAAGUUUCCAAAGGAACCAGUUGCCGAACCGCGAGCUGAUGAAGGAUGUGAAAGGCAACGGUGCAGAGCGAUUUCAGCAUUUUGUCACGGAGAGCACAGGAGAACCCUCCCCUAAGGCUUGUGGAGGUCCGGUAACUGACCCGUUGGCGGUUAUGAAAAGUAUGACAAGCGAUGAUAAGCUGGGCAGAGCUGGGGAACGAGUUCCGUCAUCGGAAGAGAGGAGAGCAGCAGCAUUUGGAUUCACAAUUGGGUCAAGUAAUGGAGCAGUGGGCAUGGGAGAGCCUGAAAAAAACGAUUGUAAGGAGCUUGUUGCUGGACAGUGCCCAGGGCAAGCUCUCACUGGGAGGAGAGAGACUGUCCCCAAGUUCGAAGCGGAGCAGGCUGAAGGAUCGAUACCAGCAGGAAAUGCGAGAGUCGAUAGGCACGGAAGCGGGGAUAGAAAAGAGGCAGAGGGAGAGUUGCUGUACCAUGUCGUGCAUUACCAGCAGGCUGCUGCAUUGCCGUCAAACACAGUGACUGUGCUCGGUAAAACUCCUCGGUCCGAAGUGAACGUUUCAGGGACUGCAGCAGGAGAAGUGCAGCUGUUGGAUCAGAUUCAUCAGAAGCUAACGAAAGUGGAGGGAAAGUACGGGUGUGUCGCCAGAUCCGGAUGCACUUCCGUUUUGACAAUGAAAAGAUUAGCGAGGGCGGUGCACUUGCCACGCGUACAGAUUCCACAGAAACAGCAGAGUAUUGCCCCCUCCGGCCCGCAGGCUCGACGUUAUAGAUGGCCCGGGUGCAGUUUCGUUUUGUCGAUGAAAAGAUUAGCAAGGACACUUAGGAGAGUGCAUUUGCCGCUGCCGCAGGUAGAGAAAAACACACAUAAUGUGACCACCGUCUCAGGUCCACAGGCCCUACGUUAUCGAGCGGAGGACAAUGUGUGCGUGGGAAAGGUUGUGGCGGAGGACAAAGAAAACGUCGAGGAUGUCGGGAUUAGCUGCGGAAGUAGUAAGGGGAAAAAGACACUCGAUCAGUCCGUAGGAGCACAUGCCGUUUCCGAUCCAACUCCCCUGCAGACAAGGGCUGUAAAUCAGUCCGACUCUGAAGGAGUGCAGGUAGAUUCUGCCACGACAACUCCCCAGGAGAAAAAGACUGUAAAUCAGUCUGUACGAGCACAACAGGCAGGUGGGGCACAUGCCAGCGAUCCAUGGGGGAAAGAGAACAACGCCACAGAAAUGGCACUUCGCAGGCUCGAUGACGACAUAGCUCAGAUAAACCUGUUGGAAAGGGGAGUUGGAGCGGAAACGGCGAGGAAAAGAGAAAACAGAAAGGAGGACUUUGACGAACGGUUCUUGACGAAAGAACCGCCAUUCUCAAAACUGAGAACAAGAGCAGAACAGGAUGAAGCAGACCUGAGUUUUUUGAGGGUUGGCUGUUGCCAAGGGUGCAGUUUGGAGUCAGGGGGGAGGAGGAGGAGGAGGAGGAAGAGGAGAAGAAGCGGCACCGAACGAAAGGUGGUGGCAGUGAAAGCAAAAUGCGUGACAGAGGCUGUCGAGGCGGCGGGUUUAUUAUUUAACACUAGAACAUGUGUGCAGAGCACUCUUCCGGCACGCAGCUCGGAAUCUGCGAGGAAGAGGAGAUGCACGCUAGAGACUGCCAUGGCAGGGACGUUGCUGAAUCAGACAGCCACGCAAGCCGGUGGUCCAGUGUGCAGUUCAGAUUCGGCGAGGAAAAGGAGCUGCACAGGGGAGAAGGUGGUGGUGAAAAUGGAAUUGAUGACGGAGAUUGUCCAGGUAGGGAGGGGGAAGUUGGUGAAGGAAACAAUAUUGCGAAGCACCGUUCGGCAAGAAUGCAAGGAGGAGCAGAGUGACAGAGGAGAGAAAAGGAAAAGGAGGUCACUGGGUUGUGACAAGUGUUUUCCAAAAGGGGAAAUUCAAUGCCAAGACCGCAAGGUGGGGGCAGAGAUACGGUUCCAAGCUAGCGCCGGGGAAGAAGUGCGAUCAGGUAAACUUCGCAGCGGAGCCAAAUGCGAGUCAACUUCCGACGCUAAGUUAGUUAAAGUGAAGCAUGAAACCACAUCCCAGGCAACAGAGGCUCCCUUUCCCGGUCCAGUUUCCUAUCCCAUUCCUGUUCCUGGGCCCGUUCCCGUUCUUGGUAAUAUUCCUGGUCCCGACGGUACUGUCCAUAGGCCCUGGUGGACCAUGCGGACAGGGAUUCAACAGCAUCGAGGAGCAAGUGCAAGAAUGGAGUGUGGGGGAGGAGGAGAUGUCUGUACAGUACGGCUUCAGUGCCCGUCUGACGACUGUCGCAACUGUACUGCACCCCCCAUGUUUGCCUGCGGUUCCCAGGUACUUUCUCCUCCCCCCUCUCACGGUAAACGUCACCAAGAGGCGGGAUAUGGGGGAAGAAGGGAUGUGAAUGGUGGAGGGGAGAAUGGAGGAGGAGGAAACAGCACAGGCAUGCAGCCCAGUAAACGACAGGCGUUGGGUGCAGGAGGGGGAGGGGAUGGUGGGGAGGAGGGUGACAGACUCAUCCACAGCCUGAAAGGGGAGGAUGUCAGAGAAGACGCAUCGGGCGGCAUGAGGAGUAACGUGCGAGAGGAAAUAGAGGGGUUUGGUGGGAGUUUGGGGCCGCUACUACUGGUCGGUAUGACUGGGAGUGGCACAGGGCUGGCAGGAAGUGCACAUGGAGAUGCUCGGGUUGAAGUAGGCAAGGAGGAGGCUGUAUGUGGUAGAGAUCCAUUGACGUCUGCUGGUGUAAGGAAUGAGCAUGGGAGUAAUCGAUGGUUUGCGAGCGAGAAAUCCGUGGACAUCAGCAGAGGAUUGGAGGCGGUUCCCAUCCGAUUCGCUCAGGAGCGUCACGGUGCAGGAUCAUCUUGCAAUGGCAAUCCAUUUGGUACUUUCAUGUACAUGCGGGAGUGCGGCAGCCCACAGGAACUCGUGCUGGGCAGCAGAAAGUCGAGCUGCUGCAAGUGCUCAGGCAAUUGCUUGGGGGAGGAGGGGGAGGCGUGUUGCUGUGCGGCAGGGAUGAGCGCAAGAUACGAAAGGUUUUCUGACUGUACUGCCUGUGGGUGGAGGUUGAGCUGUUGGUUUCUUCAACAGCUCGAAGAAACACGGCUGAAAAGAUUGUUUUGUUACUCAGGACUCUGCCCUGCGGAGACAGGUUCUUAUGUCAGCAUGGCAGGUUCUUCGCGCUCUGCAUAUUGCACGGGACAUCCCGUGCGCCCAACGAUACAAGAAUGUUGCCAGUGGUGCCCCUGUGGCCUGGACUGUGGAAAUCGUGUUGUGCAGCGGGGUCUCACUUGUAAUCUUGAGGUCUUCCGUCGCGAUGAGGAAGAUCGCUGGAGACUGCGUACUCUAACGUUUAUACCAAAAGGCAUGUUUGUGUGCGAGUUUGCCGGGGAGGUAAUCACUUGUGCGGAAAACGUAGAUCGUGCGAAGAAGUACAAAUCGGCUGGAGUUGAGCAUCGUUACAUGUCACUGGAUGCUGGGUGGCUAGAACAUCGGAGCGACAUGCACAAUGAUAACUGCUUCGCGAUUGACGCAACUCAGUAUGGAAACGUUGGGCGCUUCGUGAACCAUCGAUGCGGCGACGCAAACUUGAUUGAUGUGCCUGUACAGAUCAAGUCGACCGAUUGGCGGAUCUAUCACGUUGCAUUCUUCACAUGCAAAGCAGUAGAGGCCAUGGAAGAGCUGACGUUGGUAAGGAACUCCGUCCCACAGAGACUCAACUUCGUCCCACAGACCAUGACCUGGUGGAGGACGUCGGAAACGAACCUCCUUCCACUGCGCGUCGGCGGGGUCGGCGUGAGUGUUGUGUGCGUACAGGCAAGGAAGACAUCGGGGGAGAAGACGCCAUCGCUGCAGAGCGACAACGGAGAAGACGCCAUCGCAAGUCGUCGGGGGAGAAGACGCCAUCGUGGCCGUCGUCGGGGGAGAAGACGCCAUCGCGGCAGUCGUCGGCAUGAGUACUGUGUGCAGCCAGGCAAGGAAGACGUCGGGGGAGAAGACGCCAUUGCGGCUCAUUUGGGAGGGAUGGAUGGCGGCGACAUUGACGUCGGUGGGAAGUUGUCGACGGUGGAGAGGACGGCGGUGGGCAGCUGUUACCGCGGUCCUCUUUCAUUGUCAGAUGGAGAGGCGGCAGGGAGAAUGAGAGGGCAGAUCCGCGCGAGGAGGAAGAAGGUCACGCAAUGCACAACGGUGGAAGGGUUGGACAGCGGCGCCAUCUGCAAUGUCGUCAUUCACGCGUUCUGCGCCUUCGGUUGCGGAGCUCUUCCCAGAGCAAUGCCGAGGUGGUGGAUGAAAAGAAGGACAGGCGGGGCGUGGGAGGAUCUGCAGCAAUGCGACGACGCCACAGAGGACUUCUUUUGGGACAAGCUGCACAUGUCGCCACGUGUCUUUCGGGAGAUGCGGAAGCUCCGUCGUCGUUACUACAGCGGCGUGUGACAUUCAACAGGGAGCCACUGCAGCCUGAUCAGACGUCGCGUACGCGUUGUAUCGGUGGGCAUCGGGGGAGACGUACGAGAGCAGCACGUGUAACUCGGCAUCGGCAGAGC